UUUGGGCGACAUAACUAAAAGAAGAAUGACCAUCAUGACAAUAUUCAUGUUGUAAAACAAUAUUAUGGCUAAGAACGAAGUAUUGGAGUUGGACUUGAACCAAUAUUAUGGCGGUGGUGAUCAGAUCACGAGUAGUAGUACUACCAGCAGUACUACCUUAUCUUCAGGGCAGUCGCCGAUGACUAAAAGUCCGACGCCGUUCUUAUCGAAGACGUACAAUUUGCUGGAGGAAGGUGGAGCUGGAAUAAUUAUGUCAUCAGAUCAUGAUAGAAGUAUAAUUAAUGGAGAAUAUUAUGCAGGGAGUUAUAAGAGAUCGUCUGUGAUUUCAUGGAAUGAAGAAGGCAAUGGUUUUGUUGUAUGGUCGCCUGCGGAGUUCUCGGAGCUCUUGCUUCCCAAGUACUUCAAGCACAACAAUUUCUCCAGCUUUGUUCGCCAGCUUAAUACCUAUGGAUUCAAGAAAACGUCAUCAAAGAGAUGGGAAUUCAAGCACGACAAGUUCCAGAAGGGCUGCAAGCACAUGCUGGUGGAGAUCACACGGAAAAAAUGCGAACCGAGCGUCUUCCCGGCAUUCCGCAAGGCUUCCGAUCGAGAUAGUGCGGCGGCGACGGAGGAGAACAAUCGGUUACAACUGAUGGAGGAGAACAAGAACCUAAGGAGAGAGAAGGUGGAACUGCAGACACAAAUAGCACACUUCAAAGCCCUAGAAGUUAAGUUGUUGGAUUGUCUUUCUCACUACAUGGGUGAUCAUCACAAUAAGUUUAGGAGGUUGUGUUAGGUGCUGCUGGUCAAAACAAAAAGAACAACACACACAAAAAAAAAAAAAAAAAAAAAUUGCUGUGUGUUUUCAUUGUUU
Morus notabilis is the source of this 853-nucleotide messenger RNA. RefSeq names its product heat stress transcription factor B-2a. Gene Ontology annotation, cellular component: nucleus. Bases 65 to 775 code for a protein of 236 amino acids. The transcript has 2 exons. Gene Ontology annotation, biological process: regulation of transcription by RNA polymerase II. NCBI's taxonomy places the organism in Eukaryota, Viridiplantae, Streptophyta, Magnoliopsida, Rosales, Moraceae. Gene Ontology annotation, molecular function: RNA polymerase II cis-regulatory region sequence-specific DNA binding; DNA-binding transcription factor activity. The record is from RefSeq and is a predicted model, not a curated record.